Messenger RNA from Trypanosoma cruzi, 3147 nucleotides. Its product is annotated as phosphatidylinositol-4-phosphate 5-kinase-like protein, putative. Lineage: Eukaryota; Euglenozoa; Kinetoplastea; Trypanosomatida; Trypanosomatidae. Gene Ontology annotation, biological process: microtubule-based movement. Bases 1 to 3147 code for a protein of 1048 amino acids. Gene Ontology annotation, molecular function: microtubule binding; ATP binding; microtubule motor activity. The record is from RefSeq and is a predicted model, not a curated record. The transcript has a single exon.
AUGUUGAAUGAUAUUGAGACAAUGAAUCUAUUGAAGUUCACUUCCUCCGAGGAAAUGACAAUCUCGAUGGAUAGCAACAAGGAGGUAGGCGGUGAGGAUAAAGUAGAACUUCAAUUUCCAGGAGGAUCAAAAUAUAUUGGUUCCAUGCGUAAUGGUUGCCUAUCAGGGUAUGGGACUUAUUAUUAUGCAUCCACUGGAGACAAGUAUGAUGGACAUUGGAAGGCAGGAAUGAAGCAUGGUUGUGGCACAUAUUACUACGCAAGUGGUGAUCGCUAUGUGGGUAGUUGGUACAUGGGAAAGAAGCAUUACCGUGGAAUUUACACAUUUUCCAACGGCGACGAAUACAAUGGAUUUUGGAAAUAUGAUAAGAUUCAUGGAUAUGGUGUAUUUACUAUUCAGAGUAAUGGAAACCGCUACGAAGGCCACUGGAAGGAGACCUAUCGUCAUGGUCACGGUGUAUUUUAUCACGGCAAUGGGGAUGUUUAUGAUGGAAAUUGGGUUCGAGGCAAGGAAGAGGGUCUUGGUAUUCUAAUAAAAGGCACCGGCAAUGCCUAUUGUGGCGAGUGGAAAAAUGGCGAAAUGGAUGGUAAAGGUGUUCUGAGAGAUCAACAAUUUCUUUUUGCGGUUGAAUACGCAAAGGGUCAUCUUGUUUCACAGGUUCCAAUAGUGGAGGGCAAGAAGUUGCAAGAAGAAUGGUCUAGGGCUUACGAUCACUAUGUGACUUUUAUGGGGAAAUACCAACGACACGGUGACAAGGAUGCUAUCGAGAAGGAUGAAUUGCGACGUGCUCUUGAGAAAUUGAAAAUCGAAUCUGCUACGUGGCAGAGGCGUUACGAGGAACUACGUGGUGAACGCUCAACAGCGAGGCGACGCUCAUCCAGCGUUCCUGGUGAUGAAGGGAAGCGAUUGCUUUUACCGAAUAUUCUCAAAGUCCCUAGCGUGAAGGCGAAGCUAAGGCCAGGCGUUGCCGCUGAAGGAGCGACGCGGGUAAGUUCUCUCACCCGUGCCUCCUUUAAGAUUGCUGAUGAGGCGCCGGCUACUCCGGGAAUGACAAAUGUUAGGAGGAAAGAAAUCUCCCCCGUGCUACCAAAAGCCGAUCUUGAUGGUGUGGAUUGUAAUGGGAAAGAGGUGAGGCAUGUAGGGGUGAAGAAGGGCUGUCGAGCGACAAGCUCACGGAGCUCCGAGAGUGCAACGCCAAAAAAACGUAAUGUGGAAUUGACGGAAAAGGAUAGAGAACUUGAUGUUGAGCACCACACGACCAUGGCAUGGGAGAAGGACCAACUGAAGAGAACCAUCCCCUCUAAUCUUGUGAAACAGGAGGAAGCGGGACAACAGUGUGCAGAGGCUACGGUUUCGGAGGGAGAAGCUUCAGGAGAGGCUACGAAUUUCCGUGAUUUUGGGCAGCAGUUUGAGACAACAGUCGCUGAGAGGACCAGGUAUGAUGACAGCUGCGGUCCUGAAAAAAAUCAAGCCCAAAGUGUUGGGAAUCUCAAUAAAAGACUUGAAGAAGUGAACAGGAUGAAUGCCGAGCUAAACCUUUGUUGUGAUGCUCUAGGAAGAAAAUUAAAUGAACAACGCGACCGAUACCAGAAACUUGUUAAUAAAACAACCGCGACUGGCGAUGGCGAGCUGUUAGAAGUUCUUAAAACGGAUAUUCAGAGACUUGAAAGUCAGCUGAAAAACGCAGAAGAAGAGCUACGGACGCAAAAGGCGGAGAUCGACUCUCGCGGCACUCGCUGCAUAGAGCUUGAGUCAAUGUUGCUAAACAUUGCACGAAAAAGGACCACCGAUCCGAGUAUUUUGCACUCUUUGAGCAAAAAGAUGGACCUUGCGCGGUCACUGCAAGAGUCAAACGCCGAGUUGGCUCGUUUAUUAGAAGAGAGUAAUAUGAAACUUGAGAUAAUCAUGUCAGAGAAUAAGAAUGCAGAGGGGCAACGGCACUCCGCUGAGGACUCCGCCUCGGCUCUCGGAGAAGAGCUGAGGCGUGUUCGCAAGGAGUUGAGGAAGGAGCAACACAAAUCCAAGAGGAUUUUGGCUGACAGGGAGACCGUGGUGGCGGAGCUCCACGAUGCAGAUAUAAAGCUGGUAGGAGCAGAGUGUGCUCUAAAGGCUCUGCAAGGGUAUUUAACUAUUACAAUUAGGGUACAUGGAUGCAAGGAAGGCUAUUCCGUUCCUUGCAUACGCAUCAACGAAAGGGACUCCUCACAGAUUGUUUUUAGUGAGGAGAGUACGACCCAGAUGCACCAAUUUGAUAUCUGUAUUGAUGAAGAAACCUCUUUGGAUGUCAUUUUCCGCGAGGUGUGUCGCAACAUGUUCACCGUCACUAUGGGGUUCCAUGUGGCCUACGUUACUCUAGGUGCGAUUUACACUGGCAAGACAGUCAUUUUUGAUACAUUUGUUCCAUUAGCCAUAAACACCCUUUGUAAUCACUCUCAACGAUUCCCCGUGGACAAGUACGCUUUGACAUACAAGGUGGGUGCUUUGGCGAUUGGUGCCUGUGAGGCGAUUGACUGUGAGACGGGCUCCACCGUGACUGAGAUUCGACGCGAUGCCUACGGUUUCACUGUUCCUAUAGGUGUAACAUUUGUCGAGACGACUGGCGCCGAUAUUCUUUCCACCGUGGAAAGGUUAAGAAAACGAAAGCCGCGUGAUCUUCGUUGUCACAUAUGGAUUCAGAUUCAGUGUGUGAUUCUUCACAGAGUGCGACAGACGUCCACAGUGGGACGUCUGACACUCGUCGAUUUGUGUGGUCCCGGGCCCCUUCCUACACAGAAGGAGGCUGUGGCCAGUGCUCGGUUUGCGAACCGUUCUUUUGGACAUAUUGUCGCGGUGCUGGAAUCUCUCCAGGACUCACAAGGUGUAGUGCAGUACAACAAAUCCCUGGAGACUGCUCUACUCUCUGAUGUCCUUGGUGGGAAUGCACUGACUACCAUUUUUGGUACCCUUUCUUCUGCAGUGGAAAGCGUUAGCGAGAGCCGCCAGACGUUGCGGGCCCUGACCAUGGCGUCGAAGGUGGUGAACCGUCCUAUAUUGCCGCGCUUUGUCAGCAGCGACGAACUCCGGUGGCGGGAAGUAGUUGCUGCAACAAGUUCUGCAGAGGUGGCGUCGCCAUGUCUAUUGGAAGUAGAUGAAUUGCGAGACAUGUAG